Messenger RNA from Nothobranchius furzeri (turquoise killifish), 1691 nucleotides. Its product is annotated as acidic mammalian chitinase. Gene Ontology annotation, molecular function: hydrolase activity, hydrolyzing O-glycosyl compounds; chitin binding. NCBI's taxonomy places the organism in Eukaryota, Metazoa, Chordata, Actinopteri, Cyprinodontiformes, Nothobranchiidae. The record is from RefSeq and is a predicted model, not a curated record. Gene Ontology annotation, biological process: carbohydrate metabolic process. Gene Ontology annotation, cellular component: extracellular region.
UUUGGAUCUUUCAUCUGGUCCCAAGUCAACUCUUGAAGUGAGAAAUACAACUAAAAUGGCAAGGCUCUCUGUUCUAGCAGGUUUUUGCCUGUUGUUAUUCCACCUGGGAUCUGCAAAAAGAAUGGAGUGCUACUUCACCAACUGGUCCCAGUACAGACCUGGUGAGGGCAAGUUUCUGCCACAGAACGUAGAUCCCUUCCUGUGCACCAGCCUUAUCUAUGCCUUUUCCAUCAUCAACCCUAACAAUGAGCUGGUUACUUACGAGUGGAAUGAUGAUGUCCUCUACAAGUCUUUCAAUGAACUAAAGACCAAGAAUCCUCAUCUGAAAACUCUGUUGGCUGUUGGUGGAUGGAACUUUGGCUCCACACAGUUCACCAAGAUGGUUUCUACUCCAGCUAACCGUCAAACUUUCAUUCAGUCUACAAUCAAAUUUCUGAGGACUCAUGGAUUUGAUGGACUGGAUCUGGAUUGGGAGUAUCCUGGUGCUCGGGGAAGUCCUCCAGAAGACAAGAAGAGGUUCACGCUACUCUGCAGGGAACUUGUUCAAGCCUAUGCAGCUGAGGCCAAGUCCACUGGCAAACCUCAGCUCAUGCUGACCGCUGCGGUGUCUGCUGGUAAAGGAACCAUUGAUGGUGGAUAUGAGAUUGCUGAAAUUGCCAAGGAAUUAGAUUUUAUUAAUGUGAUGACCUAUGAUUUCCAUGGAACUUGGGAGCAGUUCACUGGCCACAACAGUCCUCUGUUCCGUGGAUCUGAGGACUUUGGUGACCUCAUCUACUUCAAUGUUGACUAUGCCAUGAAGUACUGGAGAGAUAAUGGCACCCCUCUGGAGAAGCUGAGGAUGGGAUUUCCUGCCUAUGGUCGUACCUUCCGUUUGACAUCAUCAAAUACAGGUGUUGGAGCUCCAGCUAGUGGUCCUGCAUCAGCUGGACCAUUCACACGUGAAGCUGGCUUCUGGGCCUACUAUGAGGUCUGCACAUUCCUGCAAGGCACCACCAUUAAUUGGAUCGACGAUCAAAAGGUUCCCUAUGCAUUUAAAAACAGUGAAUGGGUAGGAUUUGACAACAAGGAAAGCUACGAAAUAAAGGUACGAUACUUGCAAGAGCAGAAGUACGGCGGUGCCUUUGUGUGGGCGCUUGAUUUAGAUGACUUUGCAGGAAAGUUUUGCAGUCAAGGUAGUCACCCUCUGCUUGCUCAUCUGCACAAACUUCUUAAUAUUGAGCUUCCACCACUGCCCCCAACCACCACCCCCAAACCUGGCGCAAGCACCACUUCUCCAACUACCACCACCACCACCACUACUCAUGCUCCAGGACCUGGCUUCUGCAACGGCAAACCUGAUGGUCUGUAUGCCAACCCAGAUGACAGAACCAGCUUCUACAUGUGUGCAGGAGGCGUCACUCAUAUCAGGCACUGUGGAAAUGGAUCUGUCUUUGAUGACAGCUGCAAGUGCUGUGUCUGGCCCUGAGCUAUCAGUGAUAACAUUCUUUUUAAUCUGACAACAUUAAAAGACUGUAACAAUCGUUUUGCUGUGUAUGAAGUCAUCCAUCUAAAUAAAUCAAAAUUUAUUAAAUUACGAUUUAUUUUUCUUUACCUAAAAACAGUGUGGCUUAAAUGUGUCCAUCGAACACUAAAGUGAUUGAAUGUAGAACAGAAACUGUUUGGGUCUCAGUAAACAAACAAAAGUAUCACUA